UUUAGAUGCUGUCGAAUCAGAACCAGGUGGGACUGCAGUGAUUGGAUGUCGUGCAGGCAGCGCUCUCUGCAUACAGGUGGUGGUGGACGGCAGUGAGACUUCGGCUGUGUUACAGCAUCUCCACUCUCUCACUGAGUACCAGCUGGCUGUGUUUGCUGUGUACGCAAACGAGGCAAGUGAAGCUCUGAGAGGAUCAGAAAUAACCCUGGGCCUUCCCGCGGUGACGACCCUUCAGCUGUUAGAUGUGACUCACAGCACCAUGAAAGCAAGAUGGAACAGUGUGGAGGGAGUUUCUGGCUACAUGCUGCUGUAUGCACCACUUACAGAUGAUGGAGACGUAGUCGAGAAAGAGGUGCUGGACACAGUGACAGAGCUGGAGCUCGAUGGAUUGACCCCUCUCACCGAAUACACCGUCACUGUUUAUGCCAUGUACGGGAAGGAAGCUAGUGACCCCAUGAUAAACAAGAAAUCUACAUUACCACUGAGUCCCCCCACUAACCUCCAGUUCUCUGACAUCACUCACAACUCCGCCCACAUCAGCUGGGCCCCCGUUCCCAGAGGAGUUAAAGGUUAUCAAAUCGUGUGGAUCAAGACAGACGGACUGGUCAGGGAGGAGGUGGAGUUGGGUCCAGACAACUUGUAUGAUCUCAGUGAAUUGACGUCUCUGAUGGAGUAUUCAGUGGCUAUCUUUGCCCUGUACAAGGAGGGCCAAUCAGAGGCACUCACAGACCGGUUCACUACCACUCCAGUUCCAGGUCCAUUGGAUCUACGCCCCAGUAAUGUCGGCACGGACAGCUUCCAGGUCAGCUGGGAUCACUCAGCCAAUGACAUCGUCCUCUACAGACUCUCCUGGGCACCGUUCACAGGUGGCGACACAAAGGAAGUUGUCCUGAGUGGAAUCGAUAACCGAUACACGCUGACUGGUCUGAGUCCAUCGACUGAGUAUGAAGCGAUGUUAACGGCUGUAUUCAAAGAUGAAUCCGAAAGUGAUACCGUCUCCGUCAUAGAGACCACGUUGGCCGAGACAACAACGAUUGCUACCACAGCAACACGUCAGACCGUGAGAAACCUUCUGCUGCGUGACGAGACCACGCAGAGCAUGGAGGCCUCAUGGGAGCUGCAAGACCCCCACGUGGAAAGCUACAGGGUCUCCUACGCUGGCCUCAGGGGCAACCGCCGAGAGGAGUCGGUGUUAGUUCCUGGUGUUCAGAUGAGAGCAGUACUUCAGCCUUUACUACCAGACACCCAGUACAAAGUGACAGUCACACCAGUGUACACGGAUGGACAAGACGGCAUCAGCGUCUCAGCGCUCGGGUUCACAUUGCCUCUCUUGUCUCCUGGAAACCUACGUGUGUCAGAGGAGUGGUACGAUCGCUUCAGGGUCACCUGGGAUUCACCUGAGUCGCCUACAGUUGGUUACAGGAUUGUAUACCAGCCCAUCAAUGUCCCAGGACCAUUUUCGGAGACCACAGUGGGUGACAACGUGAACUCCAUGCUUCUUCUGAGUCUACUAAGUGGGACGGAGUACAGUGUUCAAGUGACGGCUUCCUACCCCACAGGACAGAGUGAACCACUGCUAGUCAAUGCCAAGACAUUGUUCCUCGGUGUCUCUGGUAUGUCAACCUACCAGGUGCGUCCCAACAGCCUUUGCGUCCAAUGGCAGCCCCUUCUGCGUGCCACCUUGUACAGAGUCUCCAUACAGUCUACGCUCAAUGGUCAGAGACAGGAAGUGAGCCUAGGAGGUGGUGCUUCACGACAGUGCUUCUAUGACCUCACCCCCAGCAGCCAAUACCAGAUCAGCAUUCACACCCAGCUGCAGCAAAUGGAAGGACCUUCUGUUUCCAUCACUGACAUGACACUGCCAGUGCCCACUCAAGCCCCGAGAGAACUCCCCACCACAGAGCCCCCACCCACAAUCCCCCCUGCUAAAGAAGUGUGUAGGGAGGCCAAGGCAGACCUGGCGUUCCUUGUCGAUGGUUCAUGGUCCAUCGGAGACGAUAACUUCAUGAAGAUCACACGUUUUCUCUACAGCACCAUGGGAUCACUGGAUCUGAUCGGCCCAGACGGUACCCAGGUGGCCAUCGCUCAGUUCAGCGACGAUGCUCGGACAGAAUUCCAGCUGAGUUCCCAUGGCAACAAAGAAGCGCUGCUGGAAGCUAUCCAGAGGAUCAGAUACAAGGGAGGAAACACAAAGACAGGUCGAGCCAUCAAACAUGUGAAGGAGUCUAUUUUCAUCCCGGAGGCCGGAGCAAGACGCGGCGUGCCUAAAGUCCUGGUUGUCCUCACUGAUGGACGUUCCCAAGAUGAUGUCAACAAAGUGUCGAAGGAGAUGCAGAUGGACGGAUAUAUCAUCUUUGCCAUUGGCUUUGCGGACGCUGACUACGGGGAGCUGGUGAAUAUUGCCAGCAAGCCCAGUGAUAGACACGUCUUUUUUGUGGACGAUUUGGAUGCCGUGAAGAAAAUAGAAGAACAGCUCAUUACUUUUGUCUGUGAGGCCGCCACUGCCACUUGUCCAUCGGUUUUGAUGAGUGGCAACACAAUGGCUGGUUUCCACAUGAUGGAGAAGUUUGGCCUAGUGGAGAAGGAGUACAGCACCAUAGCCGGCGUUUCUCUGGAGCCGGGUUCAUUCAACAGCUUCCCCUGUUACAGAUUGCACCGUGACGCCCUGGUGUCCCAGCCCACCAAGUACCUUCAUCCAGAAGGUUUACCAUCUGACUACACCAUUUCUAUGAUGCUGCGGCUGCUUCCUGAGACCCCGGAGGAGCCCUUUGCAUUGUGGGAAAUCCUCAACAAAGACGACGAGCCAUUGGUCGGACUUAUCCUGGACCACUCUGGAAAGACCUUGACCUUCUUCAACCACGACUACAAAGGACACUUUCAGACUGUCACUUUUGAAGGAACUGAAAUAAAAAAAAUCUUCCAUGGCAGCUUCCACAAGCUUCAUGUAACCAUAAGCAAGACAGCCGUGAAGGUGGUGCUAGAUUGUUCUGAAGUUGGGGAGAAAUCUGUCAGUGCUGCUGGUAACAUCACUACGGAUGGAGUAGAGAUCCUCGGAAGGAUGAUUCACUCCAGAGGCAGACGGCACAACUCUGCUCCAUUCCAGCUCCAGAUGUUUGACAUCAUCUGCAGCACUUCGUGGGCCAGCAGAGAUAAGUGUUGCGAGCUGCCGGCCUUAAGAGUUGAGGAGCAGUGCCCCUCAAUGCCGCAUGCCUGUACCUGUUCCCAGGAGAGCAAAGGGCCUCCAGGACCUUCCGGACCCCCUGGCGGUCCAGGCAUACGAGGAGCCAGAGGAGAUCGAGGAGAGUCAGGGGUGACGGGACCUCAAGGACCAGUGGGAGAGAUCGGCCCUUCUGGACCCUCAGGGCCGCCUGGUCCUCAGGGACCCAGUGGUCUCUCCAUUCAGGGACCACCGGGUGCUGCGGGGGGAAAGGGAGAGCGAGGAGAGAUUGGUCCAGCCGGGCAAAUGGGGGUUCCUGGAAGCUCAGGCUCCCCCGGGAGAGAUGGCCCUCCAGGAGCAAGGGGUCUGCCAGGUAAUAGUGGACCACAGGGAACACAAGGGCCUCCUGGACCUGUUGGAGCACCAGGAGCACCAGGAGCUCACGGACCUGUUGGUUCUGCAGGCACUGAAGGAGAUCAAGGACUUCCUGGUCCUUCUGGUACCAAAGGUGAUAAGGGAGAAAGAGGUGAUGUGCAAUCCCAAGCUGCUGUGCGUGCGAUAGCACGGCAAGUGUGUGAGCAGCUCAUCCAGAGCCACUUGUCUCGCUAUAACUCCAUACUGAACCAGAUCCCCGUCCAGUCAGCAACGUCAGUCCGAACAGUACCAGGACCACCCGGGGAGCCGGGGAGGAGAGGCUCCCCCGGCCCCCAGGGAGAGCCAGGGCCAGCCGGCAGGCCGGGCUUCCCCGGGGCCAGCGGCCAGAACGGACGUCCUGGAGAGAGAGGUCUUUUGGGAGAGAAGGGAGAGAGAGGGAGCCCAGGAAUUGGAAGUCAGGGACCCAGAGGACAAUCUGGACCUCCAGGCCUGCCAGGCGAGGGACGGACAGGCAGCCAGGGCCCCCCCGGGCGGCCUGGUAACCCUGGAACACCGGGGAGGUCGGGGAAUCCAGGGGCCCCCGGAGCCGCCGGCCCGCCAGGGUACUGUGACCAGAACUCCUGUCUGGGGUACAACGUCGGAGUUCAACAGGACUAUGGGAAUGAUUACUGAGGAACAUCCUUCGACCAUCCUCUCCUCACCUUCCUCCACUCUGUGCCCUUCACAUAUGACUACAAACUAAGAAGAAUUGAUACAUUAUUCCUUUAUGUCCUCCAUAUUUCUAAUGGUUCAUUAAUUCUGUUUAACCUCUAAUUCCACAUUUUGAUUCUCCAGAAAACAAUUUCCUUAUUCAUUUUUGCUGAUUCUUUUGCAAAAUGAUCUGGAUUUUAUAAGGCAACUAAUCCAACAAGCAAUCUGUGUUUUCAUCCACUUUCAGUCUUUGUGCCAACAAUGUACUGUGAUUCAUUGCCAUGAAUAGACACUGGAUUCAUUUCCAUCAUCAGUUAACAUUCUUGAUAGAAUUUAAUUGUUAAUCUGGCUUCUUCAUCAUUUGACAGUCUGUGAGACAAAAACGGAUUUGCUUUCCUUCCCCCAAGACCAAACAAAACCCCAUCAAGCUGCUGCAAUGAUCACCACCACUGAUCUCUGUGGCAUCUGUCAACAAACACUAGCGUACACAAUGGUUUGCUGCUGCAGUUACUGAUGGAUCAGCUUAAUAGGGAUGAAUUGCUUUGAUGCUAAUCUGGUGCAUUCAUUACUGAACAACAACUGUCAGUCCAUCUCAUGUAUUGUAGACCGGGGAAAGGUUUUCCCCUAAUGUCACCCAGAUGUGAUUGUUUUGGGGACAAUAUAGUGUUGAAACCAGACUUCCUUCCAUUUCAUUAACCCCACUUCCUCAUUAACGUAAACUUUUGGAAUCAAAUAAAUAAACAGUGGUAGCAUUCAAGUUGGUUCUAGUGCCAAUGUCACCUUUCCAACUGUCCCUGUGGUGGUGGUAGUGGUUUUAUGUCAGCUCCGGUGAUCUGGAAACAUUCACUCAAAAUGAAUCUAAAUAUUCCUACAACCUCAGUCCAACCCCUUCCUCACGGCGGCGUGCAGCCCUACAAUCAGCCGCACAACCCUGCUGCAGUGGCUUACGACAAUGGAGGAGAGGAUGAGGAGGAGGAGGAGGAAGAGCAGGACCCCUAUUACCGCGGUUACCCCCCUCAGUACUACCCCCAACAACCUUCCCAACUGGCUCACGGCCACAAUGGUUACCACUCAAGCCCCAGCCACUCCGAGGACACGGAGGUGAGGUCGCCGGGCAUCGCCAGGAGGUUUUCACGUGGCUUUGUUGUGUGAAUGAGGAGAGGACUUUAGAGGAAUUAUGGACACGCCUUAAGUGCUUGAGCCCCGCACGCCACAAUGUACACACUGAUAACCAUACAUGGAAACACAUCAGACACUGACAUGCACGCACACAUCGUCCCCAAUCUGGAACUGUGGUUUGGUGAGCCCCCCCCCUUGUGCAUCCAGUGGUUUUCUCAACUUGCUGAAACAAUGUAAAUAGCUCUGUGGACUUGUACAAUGACUCUGUAAAAGGGGUGUCUGAGAAGUGCCUGAUCUAUGUUAGCAUCGUCCAGUCGUAAUGUAAAGAUCAGUUUUUUCCACCUCACAGCUGAUUCCAGGACUGCCCCUUUGUGCGAAGCUGCAUGUCUCCUUUGAGCCAAACAUUGGGUGUGUAACUGGACACAUGCAUCUUGUUUUGGAUUUAUGUUACAUGCUAGAUAAUUAUACAAUUUGAAUGGCGGAUGUUGAGCUGGUAAUACUUGUACAGGCUGCUUUUUAUAACGAUAAAUCACGAUGCAGUCAGUAUUUCAGUGUAAACGAAUAACAAAAUGUUUUUGAAGUGGGUUUUUUUGUAAAAUAUUGUUUGAUUCUUCUUAUUACUGGACUUGAUCCCCCCAAAUGUAGCGUAGAAGCAUCACAUUUCUGUCAUGUCUAAUUUUACCGUAACACUGUGCAACACAAUCAAAUGUAUUACUUUUUUUCAUUCAGAAAAUAAUUCUAGCUUGCAUCCGACUUUGUGCUGCAAUGUUUCCUUCAGUUGGCUUGAGUGCAAAGAUGGACAAGGUGUUCUUUGUUUUAAUGCUUAUUUAGACGAAUUUCUUGUUUCCCCCUUAUGUUUCGAUUUUAUUGUUUUCAUGCAAAGUUGGGCCUGCUCACUGUGGAAGCUGUCUAGUCACUGGUUGACCUCUGACUUCUUGCUGGAAUGAGACUUGAAUCCAGUUAUUAUGAAAAUCCCUCAGCUGCUUCUCAGUGAAACCAACAAGGACUGAACCUCGAGGGUUAGCGCCCCCCCUCCUGCACUGCAGAAAACAAGCACUAAAGUAGCUGGAAGUUAAGCUGUGAGCUGGCCCGGGUCUACUUUGCAUUUAAAAAUUGUCAAGCUUCAACAAAUUUAAUAAGAAAUGUCUCGCCACAACGCCCCUUAGUACAAUAUGAACUUAUUUAUUUUGUUUGCUUUUAUAACCAAUAAAUCUGUAUUAAAACUAUAAAAUGUGUUUUAGAUCAUUUGUUGAACGUUACUCUGUUAAAAUGUUAAACAAUUUACAAAGUUUAUGAAAAAACAUGACAA
Pungitius pungitius (ninespine stickleback) is the source of this 6650-nucleotide messenger RNA. RefSeq names its product collagen alpha-1(XIV) chain. The record is from RefSeq and is a predicted model, not a curated record. Bases 260 to 4204 code for a protein of 1314 amino acids. The transcript is spliced from 39 exons. NCBI's taxonomy places the organism in Eukaryota, Metazoa, Chordata, Actinopteri, Perciformes, Gasterosteidae. Gene Ontology annotation, cellular component: interstitial matrix. Gene Ontology annotation, molecular function: protein binding.